AUGGCUCCUAACUUUUUCUCCUCUGAUUUCUGCUGCAGAGGACCCUUCUUUACCGGACGCUACGCACUCCUACAGACCGGCGAAUGCAAACAAGACCUUCGACGUAUGGGCCUGCAAUCUGUGGGCUCAAUACUUAUCUGCGAGCGGUCCAACGGCGGAUACAUCAGCUGCCAGGUUCCCCCACGACCCUGGCGUCAGUAUAACACUGCCGGCGCCUUCCAACAAAAUCGAGUUGGCAGUGCUCGUGACGAGAGCACCUUUGUCUCGCUAGCCACUGGGGCACCAAAGUUAAAUAUCGAGGGCCCGCUGUCCUUGGAGCAGCUGCAGGCGGGGCAACUGAGAGGCUGA
Dibothriocephalus latus is the source of this 348-nucleotide messenger RNA. Lineage: Eukaryota; Metazoa; Platyhelminthes; Cestoda; Diphyllobothriidea; Diphyllobothriidae. The record is from the annotation of a GenBank genome assembly.